Molecule: messenger RNA, 1182 nt
Organism: Metarhizium acridum CQMa 102
Lineage: Eukaryota; Fungi; Ascomycota; Sordariomycetes; Hypocreales; Clavicipitaceae
Source: RefSeq, a predicted model, not a curated record
AUGAGGCUGCUAGCAAUUAUUGCACCGCUAACACUUGCCGCUGCCCAUCCUGCUGUCCCGGAAGACUGGCCUAAAAGCCUUAAUGUCCGAGCCGAGUUGGAUACAUGGACCAAGCUUAAUAUAACUAUUGAGAAUAAAAGCCCAAAGGCUUUUAAUAUCCUCAAAGCCGGUAGUGUUCUUGAUGGUAACCCCCUAGAAUCAAUGCGCGUUUUUCUCGAGCGAAGCUGCAGAGUGGGUAUUACGAACAGCUUUGACCGGCCACGUACCGACCCAAAAAAUGAGUCAGAGUUCCAAUUUAUGCCAGUAGGGGGGAGCAUUACUACAACUAUCGACUUGCUCGAUGUUCGUAACGCCUCUGGGUUUUGCGGUAACAAAAACACUCUUUUCUGGAUCGAUGCUACCUUUCGUACCGCCGAGGCUGGAAGCACGAAGCUAGUCCGCUCUAUUCGAUACAAGUUAGACAAUGCAUUAAUCUACCCUAAGUUUUUUCCCCCCCUGCCGGAAGCAUUUGAGGAGAGAGUCUAUAAGUGCCCUCCUGAUUAUCUGAGCGUGCUAAAGGAAGGCAUUCUUGGCUGUGCGUCUUUAGCUACAGCGGCGCGGAAAGCUGCCUUGACUGGUUCAGCUGAGCUAAUGGAGGGCUAUUUCAAGGACUCAAGCCAGGAAACCAGGAACUCUGUCGCCAAUACCUUCGAUAAAGUCGCUACCUUGUGUAGCCUCAACAAUACACGACUUUACAUUACUUGCAGUCCUAACAGAUGCCGCCGCCCUGUCUUUGCCUCUAUAUUCCGCGAUUCAGACCCAGCCAAUUUGAUGUUUUGCAAGCGAGGUUAUUUCCAACCUAUGUUUCCGGAUUUUGACGAAAUAUCCUCUAUUAUCCACACCGUAAUUCAUGAAUUUACUCAUUCCAAAUGGAUCAAGGAUACUCAGGAUAUAGCAUACGGCCUACAUAAAGCUACGAACCUCAGGAAGGAUGAGAGCAUAAUGAAUGCUGAUACCUACGCCCUCUUCUCUGAUGCAGUUUACCUAAACGAGGAUAGGCUGAAUAAAACGAGGGUCGACGAUUUCCGGGCGAGGAUUAAAAAAAUUCAACCUAACCUUGACAAAUUAGGGGAUAUUACUAGAUCGGAAUUCCUAAGCCUUCCACCCAAGGUUCGUCAAGAGCGAUUUGGCUUUGAGGUUUAA